Rotaria sp. Silwood1 is the source of this 2175-nucleotide messenger RNA. Lineage: Eukaryota; Metazoa; Rotifera; Eurotatoria; Philodinida; Philodinidae. The record is from the annotation of a GenBank genome assembly.
AUGGCAGCUGCAAUACCUCGUCAUCUUCUUGAAACAUUAGUUAAUUGUCCAUCAUGUUUACAACGUUAUACUGAACCACGCGUUCUUCCAACAUGUGGUCAUACUAUCUGUUCAAUCUGUCUUGAAAAUGAAUGGAAAGAAAAAUAUAAACGUUUUUGUCCUGUAAAAACUUGUCGAAAAGAAAUAUGUUCAACAAUAAAUUAUUUAACUGACUUACCAUUAAAUCAAACCGUUCUUGAUCUUAUAAAAUCGUGUAAUUUUAAUGUUGAAGCAAAUGGAAAAUGUCAAGUUUGUAAUCAAUCUCCAUCGUUUGUUAAAUGUUCACAUUGUUGUUUAUUUGUUUGUUUUGAAUGUGCUAAUCAACAUAGACGUGAAACAUUAACAACAUUAACAAAUAAUAUAAAUACAUUAGAACAAGAAUAUUUAAAUAUGAAUGAUUAUAUUAAUCAUGCCAGAGAAAAAUUAAUUGAAACACGACAAAAAUCUCUUGAAACUAUACGAAAUCAUUAUACAUGUUUAAUUGAAGAAUUACGUCAUGCACAAAUAACAAAUGAAGAAUUUGUUGAAAGACAAUCAAUAACAUGGAAUAAUGAAUUAGAAUUAAUUAUUGAUGAAUAUAAACCACGUUGUGAACAAAUUUCUAAAACCAUACAAGAAUUACGUACAACAAUAACAGAUUGGUCAACAAUUGAACAAUUUAAACAACUACAAAUAAAAUUAAAUCAUUUACAAGAAGAUAUUCGAGAAGCGAAUGAAAUUUUUCAUGAGCAUUUACCCAAUAUGAAAGUAUUUGAAGUUGAUCAUGAUGAUAUUCAGAAAAAGACGAAGAAAAUUAAUCAAAUUGAUUCACCAUCUCAAACUGAUGAAUUAAUUUUAGGUAAUGGAAAAAAUCAUUUAUCCAUUUUAUCAGGUUCAAUACGUAUUCAACAUCUUGAUGAUUCAACUAGUUCAGCUUCAUCUUCAUCAAAUAACGAACCAGUUAAACCUUCAACACCAAAUCCUAGUCGACGAUUGAAAAAAAAUUCAAAUGGUAUUGGAAACCAUUAUAAAUCCCUAAAUACACUUACUCAUCAACAUCAUUCAACAAACACAUCUAAUGGUAGUACUCAUCAUAGUAUUUCACUUGAACAUCAACAACAACAAUCUUCAUCGCCACGAAUUACGGGUAAUCACCGUUCUCGUCCACCUGUUUCGAAUCAUUCAUUAUCAAAAGUAAUUUCUAAUUCUGUUGCUGAUCUUUCUUUAUCGAUGAAUAAUUCAAAACUUUCUUCAACAACCAUUCGUGCAUCAACAUUUCAAUCCAAAUUAGAUUAUUGUAAUAAUGAAUCUUACAAAAAGAUUCCAUUAUCGCAAAGUUAUGAUUGGGGAAUAUUAGCUAUAACAAAUACAGACUUAAUCUUACUUUAUAGUAAAGAUAAAAAUUCAUUAGUAAUAUUUGAUGCUAAUGGACAUGAGAAUGAGAGAAUUCAAUGGUCAGAUGGCGAAAUAAAAGAUGUAUGUAUUUACCAUGAUGAUAGUAUUAUUAUCAUAGGUGAACAUAAACAAGCAUCAUCGAAACCACUUGAAUGUAAAUUAUAUCUAUGUAAUUUAACACGUAAACAGCUUGAACGUGAACGUGUUGUUGAACGUGGUCUUAAUUUUCAACGUGUAACAUCUGAUGAAAAAUUAAUUUUUUAUGGUUCAGAAAAAGGUUGUAAUAAAUCAAAAAUAUCAGUAUUUGAUAAUGAUUUACAACUACAAAUAACAUUUGAGGCUGGUGUUGAAAUACGAAGUUUAACUGUUGAUAUUCAAUAUUGUUAUAUAUUAGGAAAAAGACGUGAACGUGAAUCAGGAAGAUAUUUCGUGGAGAAACAUCAAAAAAAUGGUCAACUUGUUCGUCGUAUUGAUUUAUAUGAAUUAAAUGUUGAUAAUAUGAAUCGAUUAAUUAUUGAUCCAAUCAGUCAUGGUAUUAUUGUAACAGAUGGAGGAAAUAAGAAAGUUUGGGCGAUCGGACCUGAAGGAGAAAAGAAAUCAGUACAAUAUCGACCAUGGCCAUGGAGUGUUGGGUUUUUAACAACAGAUAUAUUAGUUAUUUUACAUGCUGGAUAUUUAACUCUUCAUACCGUUAGUCAUAAUAAACAAAUGAAUAAUGGAACUAAAAUAAGAAAUAUUAUAACGAAUGCAGAAAAAGUUUAA